UCCCAUUUUAUUAAAAAAAAAAAUUCGAGACGAAAGCACGGACGCUCCGCUGUCGACGGAAUCGCGAAGGGCGGAUGAGUGCUGCGCGCGUUUAAUGCUUUUAAUUCGCCCCAGUUGUGGAGCCAGCUUCCGCUUUCGACCGACGCAGGAUUUUAACACAAAUACCGACGCAGUUUCCGCCUGGGAAAUGCAGGUCCAGUGAUGAGGCCCGCUACGUCACGCGUGUGAGGUGCACGAGAAGCAGUGUGAAAAGUAAAGCAAAGGCAAAAAAGAAAAAACGGCAAAGCGGAGACUCACAAAGAGAGAGGCGUUUUCAAACGGAAUUCACAAAAGUGUUAAGAUCAGUAAUGUGCAUUUAGUCGCGUCGCAGAAAAGCAAUCGUCGCCAAACAUAUUGCUUUGUGUUUCUUUGUUUUGUUUGGCUCGCACGCGCGCGUGUGUGUGUUUUGGUGUGCGUAGCGAGUGCUUGUGUGUGUGUGCGCGCGUGAGAGCGCAAGGACAAGAGAGAAGAGGAGUCCGCAGGAGAGAGAAUCAACAACUGUGGAGCUAAAAAACACUCUCCGACGAUGGACACGUUUCGCAAAUGGCUGAACAAACCCAAGGCUGAUGACAAAUCGCUGCUGGCCCGCUUCUUCCAUGCGGAUCGAUCCCUCACAGCGGUGGCCAGCGAACUGGACAGCUUCGAUGGACGGGCAGAGCCGGAUCGGUGCACCAGACUGGUCAGCAGGCUGCGACAGAAUCAGGACAAAGUCCUGGCCAUCACGAACUUGAUCAUGGAGGAGCUGCUAGGCGAUGAUCGCGACCCCAGGGCUUUCCGGGCUAAAUUUCCCGAGGAAGUGCUGCAGGAGAAUCUGGCGGGGCAGCUGUGGUUCGGCGCCGAGUGCCUGGCUGCCGGCUCCUCGAUCAUGAACCGAGAGACGGAGAGCAAGGAGAUGCGGCCCCUGGCCCAGGCGGUGACCAAGAGUCUGGGCAAUGUACGGGUCCUGCUGAGGGAUCAGUGUUUGCGCAACAAUGUGCCCAACAGCAAGACCCUGCACCUGGACCUGAAUGACUCCACCACGGAGCAGCUGUACGAGAGCCUGAAGAUCUUCGAUCGACUGUUCGCCGAGUUUGAGCUGAGCUAUGUGAGCGCCAUGGUGCAGGUGAAAUCCCGGCACGAGUACGAGAUGCAGCAGUGGAUCGGUGUACUGUUCUCGGAGACGCUGCAGCGUGCUUUGAAGACCGGUCUUCUCGAUCAAGACAUGGUGGAUGCCUUCGAUCCGGGCCUGAUGUUCUCCAUUCCGCGUCUGGCCAUUGUCGCCGGGUUGGUGGUCUAUGCCAAGGGGCCGCUCAACAUGGACAUGCCGGGCGAUCAGCUGUCCGAGAUGUUCCGUCCCUUCCGCACCAUUCUGAUCAAGAUCCGUGAUCUCCUGCGCAACCUCAACCACCAGGAGCUGUACCAGCUGGAGAAGCUGCUGUGCACCAACGAGGAUAUCAACAGCACCAAGGUUCCCCUGGGCUCGAGUAGCAUCGAAGCACCUAGUCCGGAGCACAGUGCAAAUCCCACCACAAGCAGCAGCAGCAGCAGUAACAAUAACAACAGCCACAGCAGCAGCACGGCGACGCACAGGACUGUGGAGCGAUUGGUGGAUCAGCGAAACAACAACAACAUCAAUAGCAACAGUGCUGCUCCAGCCGUGGAGGAGGAGUCCGCACUGCGCUCUCCGUCCAUGUUGUCGCUGUCGGCCACCAGCACGCCCACCGCCUCGCCCGCACCCUCGCCGACGCCCUCGCACUCGAUAGCCUCCACCUCGUCGGCGGCCACAAGCUCCACAAACCCACCGGCAGACUGGAGUGAUGGCGAUGACGAGGAUGAAGACGAUGAGGAAGCAGACAUCGAGGUGGAUGAGGAGGAGGACUUGAAUUCCAGCAGCGACGAGGACACGGAUGAAGAGCAGCUGCUCAAGGAUAUUGUUGCUGCAGACUGUGCCUCCGGCUACCUCAUACCCAACACCAAUCUGGGUAACCUGCUGCAGCCCCAGGAAGUUCCUCUCACAGACAACUUCGUGGCCAGCGAAGAUGAUGAGUACGGAACCGGGGAGCCGCAGCGGCAGGAGGAGGAGCCCAGCACCAGUGCUGCCAUGCUGGCAGCCAGCCACACCCUGCAGCGGCUGCGUCUGCCCAGCAGCGACAGCGAACCGCUGGCCGAGCACACAACGACAAUCAAAUCGUCCGAGCAGCCGCCGCCCGUGCCCAGCAGUCGCCAUAAGCAUAGUCACCGUCAUCACCAUCAUCGGCAUAGUCACCACCAUCAUCAUCAUCACCAGCACCACACACAUCACCACGAGCAGCCGCAUCCGCAUCGCACAACGCGCAGUGCUCGCAAGCGCUGCAGCCUGGAAUCAUCGGAGCCUGUAGAGACGAUGGGUCAGCCCGAGAGGGAACAGAUCCUGGCCAGCGGUGACACUAGUGCCGCCUCCUCGCUGUCCGACGAUGUCUCCCUGGCCAUGCGCAACACCACGGCACGCCUCAAGUUCAAGAGCACCGAGAACCUGCUGCAUCGCCUGUUCGUCUGCAUUGCCGGCGUUGCCGACCAACUGCAGACGAACUUUGCCUCCGAUCUGCGCCAUAUCCUGCGCAGUGUGUUCCUCAUGAACAUGUCGUCCGCCCAGGAGGAGAUCGACAUACCGGAAAAGACCAAGGAGUCGGAGCUGUUCGAGUUCCGGGCCUCCGAGAACGAUGUGAUACAGGAGAGCGCCGGCUCCAACCAAAGCAUUUACUCAGCGGAGGAGGUGAAUCCCGAGCUGGACAAUGUGUUCAGCGCCGGCGGAGGCGGUGAAGGAGGUGCCAGGAACGGUAACCCGGCCAAUGCCCAGCGCCAUUCCGCCGGCGCCAGUAUGCAGCGGAACCAUACAAUCGAUCUGGCAUCAACGGCACAGAACGGCGAGGGAAAUGCUGGGGCCGCCAAUCGCUCGCAUGUGACGCGGAGCCGGAGUCUCGGGGACCAGGAGUCGGCCCACAGCAGCACACAGCUGCAGCAGCAACAGCCGGAGCAGCAGCACCACCAGCAGCAGCAAUUGCAAAUUCAGCUGCAGCGGCAGCGAAACAAUUCCGUGGGCAGCAACACGCCAUCCAGCGCAUCCUCCACCAGCUCCAGCUCGGAGCAGAAUUCCCCGGUGAGCGUCAGGAGCGGGAGUCGGCGUCGCCUGCAGAGCAACAACGAAACCCAGAUGCCAGCCUCCGCCUCGACCACACUGGCCCCGCCCGCCUGGAUACCCGAUGGCAAGGCGCCGCGCUGCAUGGCCUGCCAGACGCCCUUCACUGCCUUCCGGCGUCGCCACCAUUGCCGCAACUGCGGCGGGGUCUUUUGCGGCGUCUGCUCCAACUCCUCGGCCCCGCUGCCCAAAUACGGCCUGACCAAGGCGGUGCGCGUCUGCCGGGAAUGCUAUGUGCGAGAGGUGCGCUCGGGCCUGCAGGGAGUCCAGGGCGUACAGUUGCAGAGUCCCACCGCCACCGCCUCUUAGGAUAGGCCCCUGGCGCUAGCAGGCGCAGCUGAUGACCAAAAAGGAGGAAAAGCAAACUGUGAAUCGCAAACAUUGUUUUCUUUAUUUUAUACGUAAACCCAAUCCGCAGCGAGAGCGUAUAUAGAUCGUAUAUAUAUCCUAUAUAUAACCAUAACUAUAUUUUUUAUUUACAAAUGACCAACAACUGAGCGUCUAUCAAACGAGUGUGUCUGUACAAUAAAGCUUCGAUCCUGUACUAUAUAUAGCGACAUUUGGUUCAUAUCAAAGGAUAGGGAUAGGGAUGGCUCCUUGCAUUUUAAACUAAAUACGUUUUGUUUGUCGUUUUUCGAUUUAUUUUGGGCUUUCGGGAAGAGCACACCUUAGCUUUAACUUUGCAGAAUUCCUUUUGUCACUAGCCAAGGCCUUACUAUAUAGAUAAAUGUAUAUUUUUGGGGUAUUAUAUCAAUCGAGCUGAUUACUAUAUGGUAGGCGUUAACUGUAGCAGAAAUUUUUGCGAAAACAUUCUUUGUGAUUUAUCGUAAUUUAAUAUGUAUUAAUUCCCCUAUGUUAAAGCGUUUCAAUAUCCGACCCCCCUAGCUGGAAGUAGCUAAGUAAAUCCUAGACGUAUGUUUUUUGGCAAGAUGAAAUCCUUAAAUUGAAUUUCAACAAUAAUUAAAACACUAUACCAAUCUAAACGUAAACGAACAUAUAUAAUAUAUUUUCAGAUUCAAACUUGUAUAAAGAAAUGUAACGAAAACUAUGAGAAACGUAUGUAAAUUGAGUUUAAGAAAUAUAUGCAAUUUUAUGCUUAAAUAAAACAACAAAAAACCAA
Molecule: messenger RNA, 4313 nt
Organism: Drosophila kikkawai
Lineage: Eukaryota; Metazoa; Arthropoda; Insecta; Diptera; Drosophilidae
Product: lateral signaling target protein 2 homolog
Cellular component (GO): early endosome membrane
Molecular function (GO): metal ion binding
Source: RefSeq, a predicted model, not a curated record